Messenger RNA from Phytophthora infestans T30-4, 561 nucleotides. RefSeq lists its product as uncharacterized. The coding region runs from base 1 to 561 and encodes 186 amino acids. Lineage: Eukaryota; Oomycota; Peronosporomycetes; Peronosporales; Peronosporaceae. The transcript is spliced from 2 exons. The record is from RefSeq and is a predicted model, not a curated record.
AUGGCGACGGCCUCGUCGACGCCAACAUUCUCUCACAAGCAGCAUCUUCGUCUUCUGGAACCGAGCCAAGCCGAAAGCGCUAUCCGCGAUAUCUUCAGCAACGUUUCGGCCGCGGACGUUCGUCAACAAGCGGGAAAGACGGAUGAGAACGCAGGCGAGUAUCACGGGGACAAGGCAGGCAAGUGGCCGAAGACGAGCGAGGACGUGGUCUUCUCCACGAUGUCGGUCAAGUUCAACAAGGCACUGGACAACAAGGGCAAGGACAUGUUCCUGUCGUACCCAGCCCAGCACGAGAAGAAGGUGUCCUAUGGCAGCUCGUACGAGAACCCGAUUUCUGCGAACGUGGGCAACGUGUAUGCCAAGCUGCCACCCGCGGGCGUGGACCACGCGUACACCAAGCGGCUGCCUGCGGCGAGUCGCCGUAGGUGGUCACGUUCGAGCUGGUCAUCCGCGGCAGCACCCAGCGCCUGCACUCGCCCGUGCUCAGGAAGGUCAGCACACACGGGUUCAAGACCGACGACAAGAGCGUCAAUGAAUGAGUGCCAGUCAAGCAAGACCUAA